ACCCUCCUCGCUUCUUCGCUAGGGCUUCUCUCCUCCGCGCUCGAGCUCAUCCAUGGCAACCUCCUUCUCCACCAUUCACCGCGCCGGGAACUCCAUCCUCGUCUUCUCCCUCUCCAAGCUACGCACGGCUAUCCCAUCCUUUCGCCCCUCAUCUCGAUCGCUCGCCCCUCGCUGCCUCUCCACCUCCGCCAUCCCAAAUAGCUACCCCCGUCUGCCAUCCGACCCUCGCUUCGUCCAACAACCCCAAAACCCUAAUCAAUGGCACAACAAUCCCCACGGACAUCGCCCCCCGAUGGCACCCGUCAAUAGCCCGCCACCCCCUCCGACGCCGCCGCCGAUGGAGGCCCCUGUCGACCUCGCUGCUCUAUGUCGAGAGGGAAAGAUCAAGGAAGCUGUCGAAUUCAUGAGCAAGGGUGCCCACGCUGAUCCACCGACUUUCUUCGGUCUCGUCUCCGGUUGCUCCGAUCCUAAGCAUCUCGACGACCUCAAGAAACUCCAUGAUCUAUUCAUCCGUACCCCGUUCCGCGCAGAUCUCCAGAUCAACAACAAAUUUAUUGAGAUGUUUUCCCGCUGCGGGAGCAUGUCGGAUGCCCGCAGGGUGUUUGAUAGAAUGCCUGAUCGGAGCAUGGAUACUUGGCAUCUCUUGAUCCAUGGUUACGCUUCGAAUGCGCAAGGGGAUGAUGGGUUGCAGGUUUUUGAGCAGAUGCGGAGGGUUGGAGUACACCCUGAUGCGCACACCUUUGUUGUCGUGCUAUCAGCUUGUGCAACCGCGGAAGCAAUAGAAGAGGGUUUCAUUCAUUUUAACUCUAUGUAUAAGGAGUAUGGGAUAUCACCAGGCAUUGAACACUAUGUGGGCUUGAUUGAAGUGUUGGGGAAAUCAGGGCAUCUCUAUGAAGCAGUGGAGUACAUUGAAAAAUUGCCUUUUGAACCACCUGCAGUGAUUUGGGAGACUAUGAUGAACUUGGCUAGGCUCCAAGGAGAUAUUGAUCUUGAGGACCGAAUGGAAGAGCUUUUGGUUUCAAUUGACCCAUCUAAAGUUUCGCCGAAGAAGAUACAGACACCGCCUCGGAAGAGAAGGUUGGGGAUUAACAUGCUUGAUGGGAAGAAUAAAUUGGCUGAGUAUCGGUUGCCGCCGGUUAUUGUGAAACCUCAAGUGAAGGAGCAGGUUUAUGUUCCGGAUACAAGAUAUGUGCUUCAUGAUAUUGAUCAAGAGGCAAAGGAGCAAGCUUUGCUUUACCAUAGUGAGCGUUUGGCAAUUGCUUAUGGUCUGAUUAGUACUCCGGCAAGGACUCCCCUUAGGAUUAUUAAGAACUUGAGAGUUUGUGGAGAUUGUCACAAUGCUAUCAAGAUCAUGUCAAGGAUUGUUGGAAGGGAGCUUAUUGUGCGUGAUAACAAGCGUUUUCACCAUUUCAAGGAUGGGAAGUGCUCAUGUGGAGAUUACUGGUGAUGUUGCUGCCUUGAUUUUUAUUUGACAACUCAUGUACAAAUGGAAGUCAUUUGCAGUGUUCCUUGCUCCAUUUCCAAACUACCGGAUCUUUUUCCAGAAAUGUUAUUAAGUUCAUAUCACAAGGACAACUUGAGUUCUUGAAACACCUUUGACUUUAGUAGUCUACAACAAGUAUUUGGUUUUGCUCUGUUUGUACAAGUGAACUG
Dioscorea cayenensis subsp. rotundata (Guinea yam) is the source of this 1653-nucleotide messenger RNA. RefSeq names its product pentatricopeptide repeat-containing protein At2g15690, mitochondrial-like. Lineage: Eukaryota; Viridiplantae; Streptophyta; Magnoliopsida; Dioscoreales; Dioscoreaceae. Bases 53 to 1447 code for a protein of 464 amino acids. The record is from RefSeq and is a predicted model, not a curated record. Gene Ontology annotation, biological process: RNA modification. Gene Ontology annotation, molecular function: RNA binding; protein binding; zinc ion binding. The transcript is spliced from 2 exons.